GACCAUUUACACGACAUUACUAAUCAUUGACGGUGAAUAACAGUCAUAACAGCCUCAGCAUUAUCUCACCAGAAACAUGGCAAUGGCAGCUGCCCCUUCGGGGGCUAUAAGUCAAGUAUGCAGAAGCGAACUUGAAAACAAUGGUUACUGCGUCAUCAAUGACGUCGUCAGUCACACAGACUGUGAUGAACUUAUCAGCCAAUACAAAAGCUGGCUGAACACAUUUGAAGACCACGAUUGGCCAAACCACCGACGCUCUAUAAUAUAUCAAUAUCGGAUUGGUCACUUUGGUGCCACGUGGUCUGCUAGGUUAAAGGUGAAACCAGUGUUUUCUUCUUUGUGGAAGACAGACAAGUUGUUAACCAGCUUUGAUAGCGUGGCUAUCUCACGUCCUCCGGAAGAAACUGACAAGGUGUUUGAUAAUGGUCAGAACUGGUUCCACAUAGAUCAGAAGGCGUCACGCGAGGGCCUCCACUGUUACCAGGGGGCGCUAUAUUUAGAAGAAUCUACAGAAAAUGACUUUUGUUUCCGGGCUCUGAAGGAUUCGCACAAAUAUCACAAUUCUUUCUUUGAUCAUUACAAGCCAGCUCGAGCAAAAAGCCUAAAGAGUGAAUUCUACAAAUUAACCACGAACCAGGUUAGUUGGUUCAGAAAAAAGAAGUGCAAAGAAGUAAAAGUGGCAGUUCCAAAAGGAGGCAUGGUGUUGUGGGACUCUAGACUUAUCCAUGACAACGUCCCACCAGUGGCCAACAGACCAAAUGCAGAUAGGUGGCGCUUCGUAGUUUUCGUUUCCAUGACACCUGCCAUCUGGGCAGCCCCAAGGGACAUAGCACUGAAGCGGAGGGCAUACAGUGACAUGUUGAUGACCAACCACUGGCCAUCACAAUCUCUCGAAAUUGUGCAAAGUUUAAGAGAACCGUCACACAGUGGGAAACCCAUGGACUGCAUCGAUAACAUGCCGGAAGUAGCCCAAACAGAGGAAGCGAUGCGAUUGGCUGGAGUGUUGGACUAUGAUUUUGAAAAUGGAAAAUCAAAUGGCCCCAAAUUGACACCUGUCUGGAACCCGCCCCGUGAUUAAAGAGUAGAAAUGUCUUGUGUUACAAAUAGGAUUGGAAGUAAAUGGUAAGAGGAAAUGAUAUCAGUCUGAUAGGAUGUAUGUGAAUAUUCUCUAGAAGCUCAUCAAAACUGGAAAAUCUGUUAUUUUGGAAAACAUACAAUACAAUCAUCUUGUUCAGAAACCCACAAAAUUGAAUGGUAGUUUGACGCAAAAUUAGAAAUAAUACCGAUAUAUCUCCGACAUUUAGGAAUGUAAUGAGUGUAACCAGGCAGUAAAGUUUGGUUCGAAACACAGAACAUGAUUUGUCAUUAGGUUCCACAUUCUCACUCAUGUGAUAUUCCCAAUAAAUUAUUUUU
Molecule: messenger RNA, 1413 nt
Organism: Haliotis rubra (blacklip abalone)
Lineage: Eukaryota; Metazoa; Mollusca; Gastropoda; Lepetellida; Haliotidae
Exons: 2
Coding region: 77-1078 (333 amino acids)
Source: RefSeq, a predicted model, not a curated record